Paramormyrops kingsleyae is the source of this 7593-nucleotide messenger RNA. Lineage: Eukaryota; Metazoa; Chordata; Actinopteri; Osteoglossiformes; Mormyridae. The record is from RefSeq and is a predicted model, not a curated record.
GAUUUGGGUAUAUGGUGAUCUGCUUCUGGGUUGUAACACUGUCUAUGGUAGUGUUGAUGUGAUCCAGAACAGAGGAAGUGUAGCUGUCUAUGUUCGUGUGAGAACCACAGGUGGCCUGAGUAGCAAACAUACUCCAGUCCGUGUGUAGAAACCGGUCCUGGAGUGUGAAGUCUACCCCCGCUGGCCACACUUUGAUGGUCUUCACUGAUGGCUUCACACGGUUGAUGAGGGGUGAAUACUUGGGGGUAAUGAACAAAGAAAGGUGGUCUGAUUGUCCCAAGUGGGGGAGGGGGGUCACAGAAUAGGCUUCAGCCAUGUUUGUGUAUACAUGGUCUAAAGUUUUGUUUCCUCUGGUGUGACAGAAAAUGUUUUGGUGAAAUUUCGGGAGUACUGUCUUUAAGUUGGAGUGAUUAAAAUCCCCCGCAACAAUAAAAGCAGCCUCCGGGUGACCAGUUUGUUGUUUGCUGAUGGCCGCGUGAAGUUCGUUCAUAGCAAGCUUGGCAUCAACGUCGGGGAGGAAUGUAAGCGGCAGUUAUAAUAGUGGAGGUGAAUUCCCGUGGCAGAUAAAAUGGUCUACACUUAACCAUGAGAAACUCUAGGCUAGCUGAGCAGUGUCUCCCAAUAAUAACAGAGUUCGUACACCAAGCAUUGUUAACAUAAAUGCACAAUCCUCCGCCUCUGGUCUUACCGGAGUCAUCCGCCGUUCUGUCUGCCCAGAAUGUUUGGUGCUCAGCUAGAGCAAUAGCAUUGUCCGAUAUAUCACACCCACACCGGCAAUGCAGUUUCGUCUGGUUUUUCCCUCCUGCUGAAAUGACUCAUUGUUUUGUGUUUUUUCUUUGUGUUGCAUGUAGUUUCCAGUCUUUUAACUUCCUUCAACUUCAACGUCAUUGUCCUCAGAAGGUAAUUGGUUUGCAGCAAGUCAAAAAAACAAGCAUAAAAGAACAAGGGUCAAAGACACCAGAGCAAGAGGACAAAGGGCACUGAAUACAACAACCUGAGAGGAAAAAAUGUUCCCCAACUCCCCAUCCUUAUAGUUCUCAUUAAUAGUUUAAAAACUCAUAUACAAUAUACCAAUCAUACUAUUCUUGUAGUGAUAAAAGCCCCUAGUAUAAAUAACGUUCAAAAUAACACCAAAAUAAGUUACUGCUGGAAAUGUUAGCAGUAAAUUUAAACUGACCAAAGUGACACAGCCAGGAUCAUAUAUAACAUAAAUAUGCAACAGCAUAAUCAUCAACAACAGUAUUAGGUCCCAACCAAAUAUUAAACCAACCUAAACCAUCCCUGCUCUGAAUUCAGCACAGAAAUGGUACUGGGCACAAAUGAAUGUCUGAAUCUGUUGGUUUUUAUAGAAAAGAUGUACUGUAUGUUACAAUCCCUAGUGUUUCUGCACCACAAUUGUCUUCUGAGGGGGUUGUUUGGAGAUGGCCACGACAUGGAGAUGGCUCUUGGGUGAAUGUAUAUGACCGUGACAAAUAUUUGAAGAAACUCACAGAGCAGAUAAGGCGGGCGUAGCGAUUCGGACAACAAUUCAACAUCUUUAGCGCAUAGUCUUUCUUUAACCAGAACAUGCUUGCAAUAUCUUUGAUUUAGUUUAGAUAGCAAACCCCAUCCCCUCGUGACACGUCAGUCCCUCCUGCAUCUCAGUGUGGGUGCAUCGAAACCAUUAAUGGCCACUUCAGUGUCCGAAUCUCUCUCUGACAGCCAUGUAUGUCUCUGUAAUUGUCAAUAAGCAAGGUUCUCAGAGCUCAUUUUGAAAUCAUUUAUUGACUUGCAACUCGUCAGUCUUAUUUUGAAGAGACUGCGCAUUUGAGAGAAUAAUAGAAGGCAAGGAGACCUAGGAGAGAGAUUGUUUCCUUAGUCUUUGCCACACACCAGCCUGCUUACCACGCUUCCUGGUCCUAUGGGGGAUUGCGCCAGUAGAAUCCCUUUUCUCAGUUGUUUGAUCAACGAAACAGUUUAGGUCAGGAAUGACUAGAUCCACAGGUGGGUAAAGGUCCUGAAGGUAACUCCACUGAAGGAGAAAAUCUCUGCUGUAUUUGAUGUAGUCCGGUUUGGUGAACUCAGUCCAAGCUUGCAUGAAGUAGAAUACCGUCCUCAGAAGAAACAAACCCAUCAACUCCAUGAUAUCAAAUAAAUGUAUCGACAAGACAUAAUCAAAGUUCUAUACCAGUCACUUCAACACCUUGUCUUUUGUGAACCCUACAAAUUGCUUCUGCAUAUAAUGCAAGCCCAGCUAUAAAUAAUGCAUGCAAUGAAAUUUCAUGUUUUUGUAGUGUCUGUAUAUCCUUGUACUGUGUUAAUCAUUGGAAUUCCAAUAUGAUCUUCAUAAAUAUAUGCUUCACUGCCUUGAAGGCACCACACAGCCUCAAAUGGGGUAUUAAAAGUGUUACUGUUGCAGUAAGCCUAGAUUAAAACCCCAGAGAGAAAAGGCAUAUUUACCUGUUAAAUAAUGAAGCUGGGGGCACCCUAAAUAGGGUGCCAGUCCUUCCCCAGAUAGUAUCAUGUUAUGAAUUAUAGUUAAAUGCGUUGAAUUAUGGUUAGUGUUAAAUUAUCAACAUUGAAACUGAAUUGAUUUUUGUUCAGAUUUUCAAUAUUGAAAAAAUGAUGGUGGCAAAACUUUGACCUAAUGUUAUAAAGUGAAAGAUUGAAGAUCAACGUUGUUUCAACGUUUUUGUCUGAAAUGGAAUCAAUGUCAUUUCAACAUAUGUGUGCUAUCUGGGUCACAAGGCACAAGCACCAAUUCACCUAAACUAUAUGUGUUUGGACUGCAAAAAUAAACCGGCAUAUCCAGAGGAAACCCACGCAGGUAUAAGCCAAUUUAAUAGAGAGAGACACAUACAAAGUCACCUUAAAUGUGUGAGGCUAUAGCGCUACCUGCUGUCAGCGGGACCCACUUUUGGGCUUUAGCUCACAAAAAAACAGCGCAAUCUGGUUUCCAGGGAAACAACGUUUCCAGGGUUACGAGUCGUAAACAGUCUCUAAUAGUAUCUACACAUUUAACUCCGAACUGUGCUGGCUGCUGUUUGGGACGAAAAUAUCAAGGCUCUCUUCUCUGUAAGUUAUACAAUCGCCGUCUUCGUGCAUGCAUGCAUACAUAGAUAACAUACACAGACACACAUACAAAAAAGUGUGUACAUUUAUAUAUGUGUGUGUGUAUAUAAUGUAUACACACAUACGCGCGCAUGACUUUGGUUCAUGUGUUCAUUGUCGCUGAAAAGUGCCCGCAUUGCUGAUUAACUCUGUGACAGAGUUUGGGAAGUUUUCCUGCUCUAUGUGGCUCUUCGAAUGAGUCAGUUUCAGAAUGGGCGGUCUGACGAAACAGGCGGAGAAUUUCACCAGCUUCGAUAUACAGUAUGCAGGGUGAGUACGCAGUGUAAUUUAAAUUAACAGCUGUAAUCAAACUUCUUGCGAAUACAGUCAUGAACAUGUGUAUGUAAUGUGUAUGUAAGCUUGAACAAUAUAUAGGCCUAGAAGACAAAGUAAACUAUUACUAAACAUUGCCAGGUGUCCCAUUUUCACAAUAUUCACUCUACGUUAAAUAAUUCUGACAAAGUUAGGUCCCAAGUCUAACGUUACAUUAAAAGGUAAACUUCAAAACGAAAUGCUAUACUUCAUUCUUAAUGUCUCAUAGCUGUAUAUUUACAAUGAGUGUUUGUAUGUACACACAUCGGAGUAAUCUGGUAUUGUCAAUGUAGAAUUGUGAAGCCUUCAGACCUCUGUAAAUCUAGCCUUAGAUAUUCAGAUUUCCGUUAUUAAUGCAAGGUAAGCAGUUUUUUGGGGGCGCACAUUGCCAGAUAACACAAAAAUCCAAGGGGGUGUGCAUUGUCCCAUAGGGCACACUGAUCAAAACACACUUCAGAGGACACAUCUGUUUCAUUUGAUUUUGGAAUUAUUAAUCCAUUCAAUUAUCGUCCCAUUGCAUAUUAUAUGGAUACAAUAUAGUAAUUAAUAAGUAUUACAGACUUAGAUAAACUGAAAACCCAAAUGGUAUGCAUUGUUCCCCAGGGUCCACUGAUCAAAGCACUGAUCUCCUUACAAUUGAAAUUACCUAAUUUCUUAGUUAUUAACAAGAUUUUGAAUUUGUGAAAUGGCUUGAACCGCAAAAAUAAUCGAGAUGCAUCGUUGUCUGUGUACUGGAAAUCUAAAUCCUGUCAUAAGAACUGCCUGUCUUGAAUCGCUUAAUUCUGUUAAAAGAUAGUAGCCUAAAGCCGGAAAACUGAAUAUCGAAUAUGAGACUAACUUUACCGCGGUUGGACCGUUUACAGUUUACAGUGAUGAAUUAAGUAUGAACAUAUCAGAAUAUCAAUAUAUUGAAAAUAGGCUAUCAGGUGUUGCUUUGUUUCUUCUCCCCAAAUUUUCAGCUGCACAAGUUAUUUGGAUUAUAAAAUUGCUCUGUUUUGCUUUCAAGAUUCUCAGUAAAUAACUGACUACUGGAAAAAAGACUUGUUACAUAUGUCAUGAAGUUUUCUAUUCAGUGUGACUUCUGGAGUCUUAUUAUAAGCAUGGUUGGCCGUAAUUUAUUCAUUGACAGGAAGUCUUACUGCUUGCAGAGUAAAUUGCAGAGCAGCGUCACCACUAAUAGACUGUGGGAGAGAAUCCAUGGCUUCAUUCUGUCAGACGGCGAGGACCCGGGGACUGAGACAGACGGUGAACACAGGUGCACCCGGAAGAAAUUCUUUUCCAUUGCCCUAGGACAGUCCAGAGUCAAGACCAGACAACUUGUCUUUGAUUUCAACGGAUCCCACUUUGUGCCCCAUCUUUGUCAGCCACGGGGGCUCAUCUCUGUACCUCCUACUGCCAGUUUGCGCAAGGGGGUCCGUUGGCCCAUAGAGUGUGAAGUCAUCAAGGAGAACAUUCAGCACAUUGAAUGGGAACCUCCGGAACCAGAGCCGUUCUACCAGCCUACAGGCUAUGAAAGAUUGCCAAUGCCAGUGGGGGAAGAGAAAGGAAAGUUGGUUUACUGUAUUGAUCCAGCCACAAAGUUACCCUACUUUACCCGUUCUCGAUGUGGGGGCAGCCGGGGGCCAAUCAGGAAGGCUGCCUCUCGCAUAGAUGUUGGAGAUGGCAACCACCUGGUGUUUGAGUCCCGAUUUCAGAGUGGAAACCUGCAGAAAGCAGUGCAGACUGGAGUGUAUGACUAUGAGCUGACCCUGCGGACUGACCUUUACACCACCAAGCACACUCAGUGGUUCUACUUCCAAGUGAGGAACAUGAAGGCCGAUGUGACCUACCGCUUCACCAUUGUCAACCUCAUGAAAUCUCGAAGCCUGUACAGCUCGGGUAUGAAGCCCCUUCUAUACUCUGAGCGAGCCGCCCAGACUCAGAGGGUGGGCUGGAUGCGAGUCGGGUCGGACAUCAAGUACUACCGCAACAAUCGUGAGGACGACGGCCAAGCCUUCUACUUGCUCACCUGGACGUUCCAGUUUCCCCACGAGGCUGACAUCUGCUACCUAGCUCACAGCUACCCAUACACCUAUUCAGACCUGCAGCGCUACCUAAUGGGUGUGACUUCUGAUCCAGCCACUGCUGUCCACUGCAAGCUGCGGGUGCUGUGCCACAGCCUGGCUGGCAAUGCGGUUUACGUCCUGACCGUCACGUCUCCCUCGAUUAGCCGAGAAGUGGGCCGGGCAAAGAGAGUUGUGGUGGUGACUUCUCGCGUACACCCUGGCGAGACCGUCAGUUCCUGGAUGAUGCAGGGCUUCCUGGACUUCUUGCUGAGCGACACCCAGGAUGCACAGCUGCUACGUGACACCUUUGUCUUCAAGGUGGUACCCAUGCUGAACCCCGACGGCGUAGUGGUAGGAAACUACCGCUGCUCACUGGCUGGCCGCGAUCUGAACCGCAACUACUGCACUCUCCUUCGCGACUCCUUUCCCUGCGUAUGGCACAUGCACAAUAUGAUGAAAAGACUGAUGACUGAAAGAGAGGUGAUCCUCUAUUGUGACUUUCAUGGACACAGUAGGAAGAACAACGUCUUCAUGUAUGGCUGCGACAAUGGCAGCAGAACCACUCUGCAGGCACGAGUCUUCCCCUUGAUGAUGAGCAAGAAUGCAGCUGAUAAAUUCUCAUACAAAAGUUGCAAAUUUAAAGUCAGCAAACACAAAGAGGGCACAGCACGCAUUGUCAUGUGGAAGCUGGGCAUUACCAAUAGCUACACUAUGGAAUCCACCUUUGGUGGAUCCACCUUGGGGAAAAGGAAAGGCACACAUUUCUCUACUCAGGACUUGAAAUCAUUGGGAUAUCUCUUCUGUGACACUCUCCUGGACUACUGUGACCCUGACCCAGCCAAGGCCUGUCGGUGCUUGGAUGAGCUAAGAGUCUUGCUGCAGCAUAAGAUCCAGCAGAAGUUGGGAGUAGAUGUGGACAGUGAUGGACUCGGUAGUAUUUCUGUGUCUGACAUUGAAUCCAGCACAAGUGGUUCAAACAGCACCGAGUCUGAUGGCCCGCCUGUCCAUCUGCUAUACAUCCCAAAUGAGCCAAUAAUAUCCAAGAAAAAGCAUCUGAAGACACGCAAAGAAAGGAACAGAUUGCAUCAGAAAAAAUUUCAAAGCACCAAGCAAGAAAUACAAAGCAUGGUUCCAGUGCUAACAAGUGAGGGAGAAGUGAAAAUUAAAAUGCAAGAACCAGCUGUGGAGGGAAUGACCAAGAAGAGAGAAUUGGUACAGUUUGUGGGAAAAGGGAGUGGUGAGAGUGAGCGGACCUGGGUUUCCCCGUCUGCCACCGGCACUGGGCACAUCACCCCGACAGUGGAGAAACCGCUGAAGAAUUUCUGCUUGGAAUCUGCUGGCAAAUUAUACAGUUGGGAUGGAUGUCGUUCUACCCGUCAAUCUGUCGUUGAUGAGCGGCAGACAAGCAGCAAAGAGUGCCUGCAGCAGCAACUGCACCUCAUGAUACAAGGUCACUGGCAGCCUCCCCCCCGCCAGCCAUUCCCAAUCACAGCCAACCGGCAAAGAUGGCUCCCUCGCUUCGCACAGAAGUACAGAACUCUUCAGCCACACCCCCUGAUAUUUACCUGGGACUUAGAAACAAACGUCUACAUGAGAGGAGGGUACCCAGCAUUUCGCUCCUCACCAUGCAGAAGAUCCUCAGCUGCAAGCAGUGGAGCGAUAUCAAGAGCGGUUCCAGAAUUCAUGUCAUCAAAACGGCCGCUACCGUCCAUUGCCUGUAGCCCUUCUGCCUCAACCGUAAGUGAUAAGGCCAAACCACCCUCAAGGAUUCAGCCAAAGCGAGCAACCAAAUACUUCAUACCCGACGCUUCAACAUCCUCAGAAACUAGCAAAGGGCAGGAAACUGAUUACAAAGAAGAAUGGAAUAAUAACAGUGAAGUUCCUGUUCUUGAAGACACUGCCACCAAUGCCAGAGCGAAUACAUCAUCAUUAAUCCCGGAUUUAAAGAAGCAUGACCUGAGUGCGGAUUUGCAAAGAAGCAGCACUGGCAGACAUUCAGGAGAUCAGACGGGGGUGCGGCUGGGAAGCUUAGUGUCCUUGAGAAAGAACCAUCAAAAAGGAAUCAAAACCGAUGAAUUAUAAGGAGUGAUGCAUCUGUCUCUAGCGUGAAUAAAGAUUGCUGGUAUACACAGCUAAUGUGAAUAUU